UCGCCCAGAAGCUGCAAGGGCGAGAUGCACAUCCAACACACGCAAGACCAAACGGCACUUCCCAUAGUGAAGCAAGCCCUCAUCACCCUCCCGCGCGGUGAAGAUCGCCACGUCCAUGCGUCGGAUACGACCACCUCACCCUUCUUCUAGAUACCCUCAAUUGCCAAAAGCUGUGCAUGCUGCAAUCCACCUUGUCCUGCAUCUUACUCCCUUCGCGGCUAUUUCCUCGGUCGUGUCGAAAGCAGAAGUCGCGACCCUGGCGCGUAUAGAAUCGGAUCCUAUAACCAGGUUCCUUACACGCCGCUGCGCCCGGCACGGCAGACCAGCGCCCCCGUCGCGCAUCAAACACUCGUCUCGCUGGGUAAACCACUUACUCGCACCCAGCCCACAUACCCCAGGACAGAACAGGCAGGCUCACGAUACCAUGCUGGGCAUGUACACUGCCGCUCAAACGCCUACUCCGGAACAGGCAGGAAAGCGGUGCAACGGAAUACCUGAAACGUCCUUCGAGGACGACCUUCCACAACUAUCGAUAACCGCGAUGCCCAUUGCUAGACAGCCGCGGCGCGACAAGCGCUGAGAGAAAAGUGUCGCCAGCGCAGCAACGCGCU
Messenger RNA from Paraphaeosphaeria sporulosa, 611 nucleotides. RefSeq lists its product as uncharacterized. Bases 116 to 580 code for a protein of 154 amino acids. The record is from RefSeq and is a predicted model, not a curated record. NCBI's taxonomy places the organism in Eukaryota, Fungi, Ascomycota, Dothideomycetes, Pleosporales, Didymosphaeriaceae. The transcript has a single exon.